AUGGCGGAUGCAAGCUCGACUUCAAACACUCGCGACCUCGCGCAGCAACACUUCACCAACUCUACGCCUCCAUCUACAUCCUCGAGCGGCGCUUCUUCUGCGUUUGAAGAUAGUCCCAACAAAGUUCCUCAGGAGUAUCUCAUGGCCUCACCAUCUUCUCUCCUGGUUCAAGGCUUCCCCUUUCCACCUCAACAGCCGACUUCUGAUAUCCCACUCAACCUCCAGCCUGGCUUUAUACGUCCCGAGGAGCCUUAUAUGAACCGAUUCAAAAGCAACUAUGAGAACCAGCCCCCUAACCUUAACAACGGCGCACAGCCAUCAUCAUCCAAGAUCCCAGAGUUCGACCAACACUCCUCUGCCGCCCGCCUUGUCAACGAACAACGUCUAUCAACAUGCCUCAACAUCCUCCGUCACAUCCAACGCACCCUCCGUCAACGCCAUGAUGAGGCAACCCUGCGUCUCGCACACAUUUCGCGCCUCGAAGUGCAGACCACAUGGGAGCUCUUCUUCCAGAGCCCCCUAGAUUUCAUGUGUCACGAGAUGGACAUUCUCUCUGACGCUACUGCGAGCGCCAUUCUCUCUCACGGAGGAAUUUCUCUGCAGCGACACUCUGCUCACGAGAGUGAGGCUUGGAUGCGGAAGCUAGAUGAGCUACGGGAUUUGCAGGACGAUGAACACGAUGCCAAGGAGAGGGUACGCAAGACGAUGAAGCAGAUGCAGUGCGCGGAUGCGAUUAUGAGAGUGGGAUUGGAGAAGCAGGCGGCGGCACUGGAGAGAGGCGAUCUUAUGGGUGGUCAAUAUCGCGGAGGGUUUGACUAUGAUUAUAAUGUCGAGGCAAUGGCAUCUUCAAACAACAACGCUUCUGCCAUGUUGAGUGGCUUUUUCAAUUGGCCUUUGCCUGCCACGUCGUUGAAGGUUGGUGAAGCCAGCAACGAUGUCAUUGGCGACAAUAGCAGUGGUUCUGUCAGCGGAUCCUCAGGACAAUGCCACUCCGAGUGUUGUCGAGAUCAUUCUCUGUAA
Molecule: messenger RNA, 1020 nt
Organism: Trichoderma harzianum CBS 226.95
Lineage: Eukaryota; Fungi; Ascomycota; Sordariomycetes; Hypocreales; Hypocreaceae
Exons: 1
Coding region: 1-1020 (339 amino acids)
Source: RefSeq, a predicted model, not a curated record